Messenger RNA from Colletotrichum siamense, 1140 nucleotides. RefSeq lists its product as uncharacterized. Gene Ontology annotation, molecular function: beta-1,4-mannosylglycoprotein 4-beta-N-acetylglucosaminyltransferase activity. Bases 1 to 1140 code for a protein of 379 amino acids. Gene Ontology annotation, cellular component: membrane. Lineage: Eukaryota; Fungi; Ascomycota; Sordariomycetes; Glomerellales; Glomerellaceae. Gene Ontology annotation, biological process: N-acetylglucosamine metabolic process; protein N-linked glycosylation. The transcript has a single exon. The record is from RefSeq and is a predicted model, not a curated record.
AUGGUGCUGCAAUGGAGGAUCGGUUCCUCCGUCCCUCUGAAGACCAUCAUCUUCUUGAUCGUCUGCCUUCUGCUGUACGCCAGCCAACACCCAGCUCUCGACCGUUUCGACCACCGAAUAACGGGAACUGAUCUAUCCCUAAAUCUUCCCAAGAAUGGACUCGACUUUGGCGGAAACGCGAGCGACCAGCAGUCUUUCUACAAAUCGGACGCUGCUCGGAAAUUCUGCAAGCACCACGGCUAUUCGGUCUUUACACCAUCGUCAGACGACAGGCCACGGAAAGUCUAUGAUUUAUUCAUGGUGAAUACAGAGCUUGACUGGAUGGAGAUUCGCCUGAACACAACCUACCACCAUGUGGACUACUUCAUCAUUGUCGAAUCUCCCAAGACGUUCACAGGCAAGCCGAAGCGUCUCACGAUCAAGGAGGACUGGGAUCGUUUCAAACCUUAUCAUGACAAACUUAUCUAUCACGAGUUGGAAUUCCCGUCGACAUUCAACCCGACUCGAUCAUGGGACUACGAAGAUUUGCAACGCAACGCCAUGUACGAUCAAGUGUUUCCCAAGCUUGUCGGCAGGCAGGCGCCUGUGUAUGGAGACGUGAUUCUCGUAGCUGAUGUCGACGAAAUCGCUCGCCCUGAGACGCUGUUAGUCCUUAGAACAUGCCAGUUCCCCCGCAGGCUCACGCUGCGGAGUCGCUUCUACUACUACAGCUUCCAGUUCCUCCACAAAGGCCCCGAGUGGGAACAUCCUCAGGCGACUUACUUUCAAGGCCCGCGGACACUUCUUCCAGCAAAUCUUCGCAUGGGCGACGGGGGCUUCAAGCCGCUAUACGACCUGGAGAAGGCAGACCUCGGCAAUGCCUGUUGGCACUGUUCCAGCUGCUUCGCGACGAUUGACGAGUUUCUCACGAAGAUGGCCUCCUUCUCACACGAGUGGAUGAACGGGGAGCGGUUCCGAGACAAGGAUCGCAUCGCAGACGCUAUCAGAAAUGGGAAGGACCUAUGGGGGCGAGCUGUCGACCAGUUUGAGCGUCUCGAGAACAACACGGAUGUGCCGAGCAUGUUGCUGGACGAGCCUAGCAGAUUUGGGUACAUGCUGAACCGGGACGGUCCAUCCGCCGGGUUUGUCGACUAUCCAUGA